Messenger RNA from Prunus persica (peach), 3465 nucleotides. RefSeq lists its product as uncharacterized. Gene Ontology annotation, cellular component: cytoplasm. Lineage: Eukaryota; Viridiplantae; Streptophyta; Magnoliopsida; Rosales; Rosaceae. The transcript is spliced from 8 exons. Gene Ontology annotation, biological process: mRNA destabilization. Gene Ontology annotation, molecular function: mRNA binding. The coding region runs from base 1052 to 2944 and encodes 630 amino acids. The record is from RefSeq and is a predicted model, not a curated record.
AUUGUGCUGUUUUUAAAAAAAAAAAAAUCAAUUUUUAUUUGUGUGCCUGUGAAAAAUCCGUCUUUGUAUUUCUCUUCGUUUUUGUUGUUUUGCAAUAAGAAUUUGUGGGUUGCUGUUUUAUUCCUAGCAUUCAUGUGAAUAUUUGGUAAUUCCCAGAUUGUGUUUUUCUUUAAUUUGAUGAGAAUUCUUUAUUGGGUCAUUGCCACAUGUAGCUUUAAGCACUUAGUGCCGAAUGCAUUAUGUUUCUGGUCAUGCUCUUGGGGUUUCCCUGUGGUUUAGUUGAAUCUUGAUUCCCCAAACCCUAAAAUAGGGUUUUGUGUUUCUGGGUACUGUUAUUGUGCCAAAUGGCCAAGAGCGGAUUGUUAGGAACACAAGUCACUGAAAUCUCCUUCUGUAAUGAAAUUGGCGACUCACCAUUGUUCUCCAUUAUUCGGGUGCCUGAAAUUCAUUUAUGAAGAAAUAUGCUUUGUCCCCCCUAAAGAAUUUUUUUUGUUCAGUUUAAUAAUGCAACUGCUUCUGUAUGAGUUAUGGUUUUAAAGUACGCUGCAAGCAACUGACUGAAGUAGAAAGCUCUCUUCAUUGUCAACAGUUGGUGUAUUAUGUGCUUGAUUUGAAAACAUGACACAUGUUCAGAUCUUCAGCUCCUUCCUUUUGGCAUGAGUUUUUUUGCACUCGAUCAAUAUUGCUUGCCCUUGUAUACUUUUGGAUUGAUGAGCGAGUACAGCUACUUGAGUAAGGAGAGAGUUAGCAUUGGUGAGUAGAGGUACUUGAGAGGUUAGUGUUACAGUUGGAGGAGUGAAGCUAUCUAAAAGAAAGGAGCGGUACCAUUGGUGAGUGGAGUUGCCUAAGAGAGGUUAGGGGCAACCAAUGGCCCAUUGGGAAGGAAGUUACCUAAAAGAGGAUGUCAAUCUCUGGAAGCAUAUUGGCAUACUAAAAUCCAAAUAUCCCACAUUGAGAAAGUUGAACACCUUGAAUAACUGGUAUCUGAAAUCUCUAGUACCCUUUCCUGACAAGCUGGUUCAGUAGGGGAGAGAGACCUGUUAAGUCAGAUAUGGUGAAAGACCAGCCAGUUUCUUCUGAAGAUGAAAGAAUAGUUUCAGUGAAUCCUUCUCCUGCUGCAGUCAUCACAGGGCCUUCAAGUGAUGCUACAGAACAACCCAAGUCUUCAGAUGUUGGUGGAGAACGUAGCACCCCCCAUCCGCUUAAUUUGUAUGCAUCUCAAGAACAGAGCAUUUCAUACGGCGGUUAUGGCAGUAACACUGGUACUUGGGAUGGAUAUUCUCAGUAUCUUAAUGCUGAUGGAAUGCAUGUUGUAUCACCAGUCAUUUACAACGAUAAUCCAUCUCUUCUGUUUCACUCUGGUUAUGGCUUCAAUCCUGAAAUUGCAUACGGACAAUAUUCACCAGUUGCUACACCUUUGCCUUCUGUAAUGGUAGAUGGCCAACUUUACUCCACGCAACAGGUCCCUUUCUCUCCAUCUUAUUACCCUCAGCCAUCUCCUCCAAGUAUGUCUCAUAUUUCUUCAGCUAUUCCAGUUUCACCAACUGAGCUGAUGACAUCAGAAAGUAAUAGGACUGACAACAUGGCCUUUGGGCCAGGAUCAGGUUACUUGGUAAAUUUUAGAUCAUUUAGCGGAGGAGAUCCGUCUGGACAUCUUGGUUCUAGUGCCUUAGCAUCUCCAGCAAUUUAUCCUCCACCAAUGGGCAUUCUUGGGUCAUAUGAACACAGUGUUGGGCAGAUUUCUCAUCAACAGGGCCCGGCGCAUGGAUUUGGAUUGAUAUCAAGUUCAUAUACUGGACGCUAUCCUCAUGGUAGUUCUUAUCAAAGCUCUAACUUUGGUGAUGCUUCCCUUUCUUAUUCAUUUGGUAAUGACCGGAACCGACUAACUGUUGACAAGAGCAGAAGAAGAGAGAGGGACUGGGACUCAAUUUGUGUUUUCAAUAGUUCACAUGAUGGCUUCAAUGACCGUAAUCGAGGACCAAGGGCUUCAAAGCUGAAGGGAAAGAAUGCUUCCGACCAGAGUUCAUAUAGUGCUAAGAAAAUGGGACUAUCUGCUUCCGGAAUUAACCUUGAUUCAUUUAACCGGCUGGAUUUUGUCACGGAUUACGAGGAUGCAAAGUUCUUUAUCAUUAAGUCUUUCAGUGAGGACAAUGUUCAUAAAAGUAUUAAAUACAGUGUUUGGGCCAGCACGCCCCAUGGAAACAAGAAACUUGAUGCUGCUUAUCAUGAGGCACAGAGGAUAAAAGGCAGCUGCCCGGUUUUCUUAUUCUUUUCGGUUAAUGCUAGUGGACAGUUUUGCGGGGUAGCCGAAAUGGUUGGAUCCGUAGAUUUUGAGAAGGAUGCUGAUUAUUGGCAGCAAGAUAGGUGGAGUGGGCAAUUUCCAGUUCAGUGGCAUAUUAUUAAGGAUGUUCCUAACAUUCGGUUUCGUCACAUUCUACUUGAAAAUAAUGAUAAUAAGCCUGUCACUCACAGCCGAGAUUGUCAGGAGGUGAAUCUGAAACAGGGUAUUGAGCUGUUGAAAAUUUUCGGCGAUUAUGAUGCACGGACAUCUAUUAUAGAUGAUUUCGAAUUUUAUGAUGAGCGGGAAAAAUCCUUGAAGGAAAGGAAAGUUAGACAACAAGCUUGUUCGACUACAGAUGGUUCUGAUUCACUUGCUGUUGAUUCUGUUAAGGAAAUCUCUAAUAGUUUUGAUGAAGCCCUGAAGUUGAAAGGAAAUAGUAGUGAAGAAGUCUCAGGAACUGAGCUUAACAUUAGCUCAAAAACAGAUGCUUCAGCUAUAUUUGAACAUGAUUCUGUAGACCAAAUAUCUGAUAGCUUAUCUCAAGUAUUGCAGUUGGAAAAGGGUGAUAAAGAAAUAGUAGGACAAUCUGAAAGAAGUGGUGGACACCACAGCGAGUCUGUUGACAAGAAGGUGGCAACAGUUGUAUCAACUGGAAGUGCUUAGGCAUUUUAGAUGCAUGUGGUGACAGCACUCUACUGUACCUUUGUGAUUUUAUGAAUUGCUCACUAACUGACGAAGUUUGAGGUGGUAAUUUGGUCAUCUCGAGCAGUCAGGCUCCAAGCUGACUCCGUAAUUUUCCCUUUUCUUUUGUAUUUUUUUUUCAAGGUAAAUCGUUGAGAGUCAUUAGGUGGUGGUACUCCAGGCAUGCUGGGCAGGAAGGCUGUUUGGUGACACCCAUUUUGUAUUGAAGUAUUUUUUCUCUUUCUGUUUUUUCUUUUUCAUUGUUUUGUUUCAGGGUAGAUGGUUUUUGGCGAUGUGGAAGUAGUUGGAUGAAUGCAGGUUGUGGUGGGGUGUCUGUAUACUAUGUCUGAUGCCUUAGUGGUUGUAAUUUUAGAGUUGUUUACUGGUUUUCUAUUGGCGGCUGGGUAAUAGAAGAAUUUGUGAUGUUACCCAUUUGGGAGGUAGAUCAAUAAGGAAAUCAAGAAAAAUGCAAUAUUACACAAGAUUUUCUCUUCUCUUUUUAA